AUGGCUUCGGGUAUGGAUGUGAUCGAAAAGUCGGGCCCUGGGCACAUGCCCCAGGCCGCGGUCCACGAAAAAAAGGACCCUGGCGACCUACCCAUUGGCGUCGCAAAGAUGUCUGCAAUGUCCAGCCGACUCUCUCGGCGAUUUCGCGUAGCCAUCUUCACGUCGAUCUUCCUCGUCGGUUUCGCCUACGGCCUGGCAUCGAACCUGACAGGCGUCUAUCAGGCCUACGCAACCGCUUCUUACAGCAGGCACUCGCUGCUGGCCACCUCCAACACGCUCCGCGUCGUCUUUGCCGUCGCUGCACAGCCGGUUGCCGCCAAGCUCACCGAUGUGCUCGGCCGCUUCGAGAUCAUUUGGCUGUGCAGUCUCUUUUUCGUCACCGGCCUCAUCGUUCAGGCUAGCUCCAACAAUGUGGCCAGCUUUGUUGCCGGCGCAAUCCUGCAGCAGGUCGGGCUGUCCACGACACAGGUUAUGGUCGAGGUUAUUGUUGCCGACCUCAGCACGACCCGGCUCCGUCUAUUCUGCUACACGAUCCCUAACCUACACUUCAUUGUCACUAUCUGGCUCUCGGGCGAAAUCUCCUCCUCGAUGCUGUCGCACUCGUCAUGGCGCUGGGGGAUCGGCAUGUGGCCCAUUGUGUACAUUGCCUGCCUCAUCCCCUUCGUUGCACUGAUGAUGCUGGGCGAGCGUAGUGCCCGCAAGAAGGGGGCGCCCGUGCUCAAGGCUGACUGGCGCAUGGUCCUAAGGCAGCUUUUCUGGCAGAUUGAUGCCAUCGGCCUUGUUCUCGUCAUGGCCAUCCUGGCUCUCAUCCUCGCGCCCGUUAGUCUCGCCGGCGGUGUGUCGAGUAAGUGGGAGAGCCCUAGCGUCAUUGCCCCCAUUGUCGUCGGUGUCGUCCUCAUCCCUGUCUUCAUCUUUUGGGAAAUACGGGCCCCGCACCCGCUGCUGCCCUUUGAGCAUAUACGUGACCGAUCCGUAUGGGGGGCCCUCGGUGUUGGCGUCUUCUUCAAUUUCGCUGUGGCCAUGCAGCGCGGCUUCCUUUAUACCAUCCUAGUGGUUGCCUUUGACUUCUCCGUCAAGGCGGCCACCCGUGUCAGCACUGUCUACAGCUUCAUGUCUUUUAUCUGCGGACCGCUUGUUGGUCUGGCCGUCUAUCGUGUUCGGCGACUCCGGCCUUUUAUCCUCUUUGGCGUCAUUAUCUUCACCGUAGCGUUUGGCCUUCUUGUCCGUUAUCGUGGUGGCCAAGGUACGAAUAAUAAGGCCGGCAUCAUUGCAGGGCAGGUUCUGCUCGGUCUCGGCGCCUCCUUUUUUGGCUAUGCGGCCUCAGUUGCCAUGCAGGUAACCCUUAAGCAUGAGCAUAUGGCUGUCAUGAUCGCCCUCUUCUUCUCAUUCCAGCUCAUCGGGAACGCCUUGGGUAGCAGUGUCUCCGGAUCUAUUUGGAACCAGGUCUUGCCGAAACAGCUAGGACAGAGGCUGGGCAACCAGACCCAGGCCAUGCAGGUCUUUGUCAACCCGUUCGCCAUGGCUGCACAAUUUCCCAUCGGCACAACGACCAGGUCCGCAAUUGUCGAGAGCUACCAGUACGUUCAGAGGAUCCUCUGCGCCGUCGGACUCGGGCUCUGCCUCCCGACCAUGGCCUUUGCCGCCGUGAUGCGCGAUCCCGAACUCAACGAUCAGCAGACUCUAGCGGUCAGUGACGACGACAGAAGUGCGGAACUCCGCCCAGGCACUGUCUCGGGUACCAACGAGAAAGUAGCACUCGGAUCAAGUUCUUGA
Thyridium curvatum is the source of this 1773-nucleotide messenger RNA. RefSeq lists its product as uncharacterized. The transcript has a single exon. The record is from RefSeq and is a predicted model, not a curated record. The coding region runs from base 1 to 1773 and encodes 590 amino acids. NCBI's taxonomy places the organism in Eukaryota, Fungi, Ascomycota, Sordariomycetes, Thyridiales, Thyridiaceae. Gene Ontology annotation, biological process: transmembrane transport; intracellular iron ion homeostasis. Gene Ontology annotation, molecular function: siderophore-iron transmembrane transporter activity. Gene Ontology annotation, cellular component: vacuolar membrane; endosome.